CGCCGGCGCCCUUGCAGCGCCCCUGUCGUCAAUAUUCCGCGUAUGCUGGUAUUGCUCGGCCUAAAUGUUCAAUGUUUACACCGUUUUUACUACGCCCCUCGUUUUGCUCUAUCGGUGCAGUGAAUCAGCUUGGUGCCCCCCAUUUAGAGGUGCUGGAGUUCUAUGCGAGAUUGGGCUCGCAAACGCACUAACAAUGCCAUCAGAGGCCGACGUUUCCUUGGUAUAGAGCAGAGGAGCGACGUCGCCAAGCUGGCGCCCUUCAAGAUUAAAUUCCACAGAAUGUCAAAGUCGAGUUCUUUGAACCGAAGUAACUCGGCUGAGACUGACCACGAGCACGCCAACAGUCCCCGAAAACCCCUGACAUUGUCACCAGACGCAAAAAAUGGCAAUGACAGUGUCAGCGAGGAGGAAGUCUACAUUUCAGACGUCAGUUCAAAGGGUUCCACCCUAAAUCGCUCCAAUCACGAGGAUUUGCGCAACAAGAACGACUAUGCCGGUGAAAAGGAGACGCUGCUGAGUGAGACGGUAAAACAAGUGCAGUCGCCUGCGACGUCUCCAAAGGCGCCCGAGAUAAUGCACACGUCCAGCAAGGAAUUCUACAAAGCGGUGGCGAAACAGUUCGGCAUCACCUGCAAAAUGUCGGAUCAGUGCCGUUGCUACGACUGCCAAAGCCACUACUUUGACUGCGAGUACGAGCAGAACGAACAGGAGAAGACCGACGGAGGCCUGGGGGCCGGCACGCCGGUUUUCCUGCACGAAGUGAUGCAAGGCUCUGCCUGUAUUAUAUUGUAGAGCCCCUCAUUUUCAGGUGCAAAGACCAAAUCGGAUUAAUCAAUCACUAUCGGUGUCUAAGCAAACUAAUUAAGCUUAAAACCUAUAUACAAAUAGAGCCUCGAGGCACGCGAGCCAGACAAUAGAGACAUGGCCUCUGGCUGUCUGACCGCCCCUUUGCGAUGAACAAACCAGGAUGUAAAAUAUAAACCGCGCUUUCAAAGGAUCUCAACGAUAGAAACUUGUACAUUUUAUACUUAUACAAUGGGCAGUGGAAGUUGUGCUGGUUCAGAGCAGUCGCCGCCCAACUCAGUGAAACCGUUUUCGUUUCCGGCCCUAAAUGAUGCAUUUUUAAUCACAUUCAAUCGUAACUAUACAACGUUUCUCUAGGCCUAGAGUUUCGCCUCCCGCAGCUCAGCAUCUGGACAACAGGGUUUCUCCAGAGGAACUGAGAGUUAAAAACAAGGCUGGAUUAAUUGUAGCUGCCCCUUGAGGAACUCCUUGGCGAUGCUACUUACUCUGGGAACACUGACGAUGGCCACGUAGCCGAAACGCGGCUCUUUCAAAUAAAUACCAAAUCUAUUUAGGUACCUAAACUAGGCUAGUCUAGCAAGUAAGGACUGUAAAAUGCACCAACAAAGUACCCCGAGCACCUAUAUUUUGUAUAUUACGAGUACCUACUCCUAAAUGUGUGAUAUUUAUUUGUGGAAUUCUAUACAAUUAAAAGGUGGAAUUGAA
Messenger RNA from Dendroctonus ponderosae (mountain pine beetle), 1509 nucleotides. RefSeq lists its product as uncharacterized. The transcript has 6 exons. The record is from RefSeq and is a predicted model, not a curated record. Lineage: Eukaryota; Metazoa; Arthropoda; Insecta; Coleoptera; Curculionidae. The coding region runs from base 163 to 792 and encodes 209 amino acids.